CUAUUCUUGGUGUUGUUUGGCAACCGAGAAAGCGAGAGAAAACGGUGUGAAAGUUUAACGCUCAUGGAGGAGAAAUUCAAGUAUCUUUCGCUCAUCGGAGCUGGAGCUCUUCUCGGCUCCGUCUCUACCGCUGUUCUGCUAAAACUUCUCUCCCGGCAAGUCGCUCUCCUCAUAAAUUUACGAACAGUAUUGCUGUCAUUGGCAGGGAAUUGCGAGUCUGAAACAACUGGUAGUGCCUCCGGGUUUCGAGUAGCUGGUCAGGAUAUUUUGGCAGAUGAAAUAGUUUCUGAACAUCUAACCAGGAAUAUCCAGUUUUUUGGCCUUGAAUCUCAACGUAAAGUAACUGGAUCUUAUGUUGUGGUCAUCGGGCUUGGAGGGGUAGGAAGUCAUGCUGCAUCCAUGCUCUUGAGAUCUGGAGUAGGGAAGCUCCUCCUCGUUGACUUUGACCAGGUGUCACUUUCAUCAUUAAAUAGACACGCUGUUGCGACGCGAGCAGAUGUUGGUAUUCCAAAAGCCAUAUGCCUCAAGAAGCAUUUCUCUUUGAUCUUUCCCGAGUGCCAUAUAGACGCGAAAGUUCUUCUAUAUGAUUCAUCAUCCGAAGAAGAAAUUCUUUCAGGCAAUCCGGAUUUUGUUCUGGACUGCAUUGAUAACAUUGAUACGAAGGUGGCCCUUUUGGCUGCAUGUGUUAGGAGGGGUUUGAAAGUUCUCUCUGCAACUGGUGCUGGUGCAAGAGCUGACCCAACAAGAAUCCGAGUAGCUGAUUUGAGAGAGUCCAUAAAUGAUCCAUUAUCUCGAGCUGUAAGACACCGAUUGAAGAGAGAUUAUGGGAUCGAAGGCGGCAUUCCUAUUAUGUUUUCCUUGGAGAUACCUAAAGCAAAGCUUCUUCCGUUUAAAGGGUCAAGUGGAGAAGAAGAGAAUCCUUCAGAUUAUCAAAUAGUUCCUGGGUUUCGUGUUCGCAUAAUUCCUGUCCUUGGCACCAUCCCGGCUAUUUUUGGACAAAUAAUGGCUUCCUAUAUUAUCACGCAACUUGCUGGUGUUCAAGUUAACAUGGAGCCUGUUGUGAAUCUCGAUUUGGAUCAUUACAGAAUGCUUCAUCAACGCCUCAUUGAGCAUGAGGAAUCCGUCUAUGGGACAUCUGCCGAAGUUCAGGUGGAUGCGGAGGAAGUCAUGUACAUAGUAAAAGAGUUGUGGCAUGGACGAAGUGCUCGAGAAGAGUCUGCCAAAGAUGUCGGCCGAGGAAUGUGGCGUGCCAUUAACGAGCUGAUGCUAGUAAGAUGGGAUGCAAAGAAACCGGCCACAGUGUGGAAUUUGAUCCUUUUGAAGUUCAAGGAGGCGGAUGAACACGAGGGCAGUAGUGUUGAUGAAGUGGAAGAAAGGGAGCCGGAGUUUUUCGCCAAGGUUUCGGCCGUGCUAAAGAGGGCACAACUCCACUUCUCCCUUUAAAUUUAUGUUAACUGUUUCAGAUUUUUUUAUUUAUUUUUAUUUUACAGCUCGCUCUUUAUCCGAAUAAGAGCUAGGUUAUGUUUUCUCUGUUCCUAAGUCCGAUAUGCUCUUCUUCUUGGACAUCUGCCGGGAAAGGUGAAUCCGACCGAAACUAUCAUAUGUUAGUUCUUGUUCUUGAGUUCGAUUGAUUCGGAUUUAAGAAAAUGUUACAGAAGGAUCUGAUACGAAUAUAGUGAUGGAUUUGGUUAA
Molecule: messenger RNA, 1692 nt
Organism: Tarenaya hassleriana
Lineage: Eukaryota; Viridiplantae; Streptophyta; Magnoliopsida; Brassicales; Cleomaceae
Product: tRNA threonylcarbamoyladenosine dehydratase
Exons: 10
Coding region: 64-1443 (459 amino acids)
Biological process (GO): cyclic threonylcarbamoyladenosine biosynthetic process
Cellular component (GO): plastid
Molecular function (GO): ubiquitin-like modifier activating enzyme activity; tRNA threonylcarbamoyladenosine dehydratase activity
Source: RefSeq, a predicted model, not a curated record